AAAUGAUUGAUCCUACUGCAGUAUCGUCCCCCGUGGUAAUGCAGCAGCCUAGUUAUGCUCCAUACACUCAAGGAGUGGUUUCUAAUAAGAAUGAAGGUUUCGUCUCGUACCAUGCCACAGUCAGUAUGACCACACAGCUUAUUCAUCAAAACGCUCGGAUAUUUGAACAAAUUUCUGCAAAUCUUGUGACAAAUCAAAUACACGAGAAUACUCGACUUUUGUGUCAAGCUCGAGAUAACAUCUUCAAGAUUUUACAUAAGUUGAAUGAGUCGUCCUGCACGUUGAAGCAGAUGCCACCACUCCCUGUUAAGUUGAAUGAAGAACUUGCAAACUCCAUUCUUCCCCUUCCAACUCAUGCAUUGAGAUAAUGAUGAUCUCGCGAUACAAAGUCAGACAUCCAUGGCCAUUGAUCUUGAGAUUUUUCCGAGGGAAAAAUGUCAUCUCCACCGCGACAGAGAGAUCAGAAAGAAGGAACAAAGAGAUGAAUGAUUCAUGUACAAUAUUUGGGCAUGCUAUACUUGCCUUGUUGCUCGAUCCCUUCCCUGAUAAAGACUUUGUACAGUAAUAAAAUUUAGUUUAAGUUUUAUACACCGACCGACGACUGUAUUUAGAUUUUUCAUAUAUACAAUCAGGUUAAGUGUUUGC
Molecule: messenger RNA, 645 nt
Organism: Solanum dulcamara
Lineage: Eukaryota; Viridiplantae; Streptophyta; Magnoliopsida; Solanales; Solanaceae
Exons: 4
Coding region: 3-368 (121 amino acids)
Source: RefSeq, a predicted model, not a curated record